AAAACAAUGGAUACCUACACUCAGAAUCGGCAACAAGCGAAACUAGGUUAUGAUACUACAUGGAAAGGAAUUGUUUGCGUCGAUGGACUCACAAAAGGUCCUGAUGCCGAUUUUGGCAACACUUGGUAUAACGAUCAUCAUUUCCAUUACGGAUAUUUAAUAUACACUGCAGCUAUUUUACGCCAUCUAGAUGAAGAAUGGGGAAAACAAAAUGAAGAUUGGGUUUAUAAUUUAAUUCGUGAUGUUGUAAAUCCUUCCGAAGAAGAUUCAUAUUUCCCCGUAUUUCGAUCCUUUGAUUGGUUUAACGGGCAUUCAUGGGCAAAAGGAUUAUUUCCAUCGGCGGAUGGAAAAGAUGAAGAAUCCACUUCAGAAGACGUAAACUUUUAUUACGCAACGAAACUUUGGUCCAUCGCUUCAAACAGACCAAGUCUUACUCAACUUAUGGAUUUAAUAUUAGCUAUUCUUUCAAGAUCUUUAAGAAAUUAUUUUUUGAUAGAAGAUGAUAAUAAGAAUCAUCCAACAAAGUUUAUUAAGAAUAAAGUGACAGGAAUAUUAUUUGAGAAUAAAGUUGAUUACACCACAUACUUUUGUGCUGAUGUUGAAUGUAUCCAUGGAAUUCAAAUGCUUCCGAUAACACCUAUAACACCUUAUACGCGUGAUAAAACCUUUGUAACACAAGAAUGGGACCAAAAAUUAGGACCAAUAAUAAACUCUGUGAAUAACACUUGGAAGUCGAUCUUAUACUUAAAUUAUGCAACAAUAAAUCCUGAAGCAGCAUAUCAAUUCUUUUUAAAUAAUGGUGAUAUACCAUUUGAUGAUGGGUUAAGUAGAACUUGGGCAUUAUUUUGGAGUUCUAUUGCCGGUAGUAAUGACACACUUUUGGAGAAUG
Racocetra persica is the source of this 889-nucleotide messenger RNA. The record is from the annotation of a GenBank genome assembly. Lineage: Eukaryota; Fungi; Glomeromycota; Glomeromycetes; Diversisporales; Gigasporaceae.